Messenger RNA from Amborella trichopoda, 621 nucleotides. NCBI's taxonomy places the organism in Eukaryota, Viridiplantae, Streptophyta, Magnoliopsida, Amborellales, Amborellaceae. The record is from RefSeq and is a predicted model, not a curated record.
AUGACACCGUAUGAGGCCCUAUAUGGGAGGAAGUGUAGAUCGCCCAUCUGCUGGGGUGAGGUGGGCAAGAGGAAAUUACUAGGGCCUGAAAUAGUCCAGAUAACUUAUGAGAAGAUUGCCUUAAUUAAAGAGUGGCUCAAGACGGCCCAAAGUCGGCAAAAGCGUUAUGCCGAUAAUCGCAGGAGAGACCUCGAGUUUGAAGUAAGUGAUCGAGUCUUCUUCAAGAUAUCACCGACCAAGGUUAUUACGAGAUUUGGCAAAAAAGGAAAGUUGUGCCUGCGGUAUAUUGGGCCCUUAGAAGUUCUGGAAAGAGUUGGGAACAUGACGUAUCGACUUGCCCUGCCACCUGAACUGGCUAAUAUUCACAAUGUCUUUCAUGUAUCAUUGAUGAGGAGCUAUCAACCUGACCCUUUCCAUGUUUCGGAAUAUGAACCAAUCCCACUCAAGGAGGGCUUGACCUAUGUUGAACAACCAAUUGGGUUAUUAGACCAGAGAAUACAAGUUUUACGUAAUAAAAAAAUUCCCCUGGUUCAAGUGCAAUGGCAGUAUCACUCAAGAGCUGAAACAAAAUGGGAACGAGAGGAUGAAAUUUGUGAGAAAUACCCUCACCUUCUUGAUUGA